UUCAGAUGUUUUUGUACUAAUUUUUUUUAUAUCCAUACUCGCUUCACAUUCAAUCCUAUAUUACGUACAAUUCAGUUACGUGUAUGAUGUUGUGUUCAUUUCUCAUGAAGAAAACAGUCAUCGAAACUUUCUCAUUUUACUUUUCAAUUUCCAUCAUCACAUAUGUGUUACCUUUAUAUGUUUAACAUAUUAUAUAUUUUUUUUAAUAUUUAAUGAGCAUUUAUUGUAUGAAUUAAUGAUUUGUUUUUCAUUAUGGAGAUGGGAUUGAAGCUCACUAUUUUACUUCAUUACGAGUCUCAAGUGAUAUUUGAACAACAACAAGAUCCCAAGCCCUCUUCACACAAUCAUUAAUUAUUAAUUAAUUAAUAUAUAAAAGCUUUGGUUGCAAUCACUGUUUAUUAGUGGCUCCCACUCUCUCCUCUGCGACUGGGCUUCCUCCACUCGUUUUCCUUUCAUUCGCCCACAUUGUCCACUUCUUCUCUCACACAAUAACCCCCCAAUCCCUAUUACCCCACUCGCUGCCACUGAACUUUGGAUCUAGCCUUUGUCCGUUGGAUACUUCUCUGUACCUCUGCAAAAUGACCACUCACUUUUGCUUCUUAUCCUUUCCAUACGCAAUAUGCUCCUUCACUGUACUUUGUCUUCUCUUUCUUUCACGAUGCAACGGGAGGAGAGGCUUCCUCCCACUCAGAAAAUCCACUCACAACGCCGAAACCGUUGGCGCAGAGGAAGAAGACGAGAAUUAUUGGAGUAGAGGAAGAUGUUGAGGAGGAGACCCUGGAACUGGUGGGGUUCUUCACGAGGGACCUUUGAAAUCAGCGGAAGCUGGCAACGCCGAAACCAACACCGCACUAAUCCGUCGCUGCCGGAACUCCUCGCCACCCUCGUGGCCUCGCUACUUCCUUCUCUCCUUUUAUUCCUGAACACUUAGUAUUCUUCCGAGAGUGGUCGGAAUCGUCCUGCGAUUUGUUGACUUGUGCAAAGGAGAUCUAUGAUCUGCUAUGCAAAGGCAACGACACAAAGAUGCAGGGUUCCCCUGAGACCUAGCAGGGGAAGGGGUUAUCGAGGUUAUUAAUAUAUAAAAGCCUUGGUUGCAAUCACUGUUCAUUAGUGGCUCCCACUCUCUCCUCUGCGACUGGGCUUCCUCCACUCGUUUUCCUUUCAUUCGCCCACAUUUUCCACUUCUUCUCUCACACAAUAACCCCCAAUCCCUAUUACCCCACUCGCUGCCACUGAACUUUGGAUCUAGCCUUUGUCCGUCGAAUACUUCUCUGUACCUCUGCAAAAUGACCACUCACUUUUGCUUCUUAUCCUUUCCAUAUGCAAUAUGCUCCUUCACUGUACUUUGUCUUCUCUUUCUUUCACGAUGCAACGGGAGGAGAGGCUUCCUCCCACUCAGAAAAUCCACUCACAACGCCGAAACCGUUGGCGCAGAGGAAGACGACGAGAAUUGUUGGAGUAGAGGAAGAUGUUGAGGAGGAGACCAUGGAACUGGUGGAGUUCUUCACGAGGGACCUUUGAACCCAGCGGAAGCUGGCAACGCCGAAACCAACACAGCACUUAUCCGUCGCUGCCGGAACUCCUCGCCACCCUCGUGGCCUCGCUACUUCCUUCUCUCCUUUUAUUCCUGAACACUUAGUAUUCUUCCGAGAGUGGUCGGAAUCGGCCUGCGAUUUGUUGACUUGUGCAAAGGAGAUCUAUGAUCUGCUAUUCAAAGGCAACGACACAAAGAUGCAGGGUUCCCCUGAGACCUAGCAGGGGAAGGGGUUAUCGAGGUUAGAGUGUUAAGUGUAUGUAUGUUUGGUUGCGAUUAUACUGAGCUAUAGGAGUUUAGACGUAAUGUAGGGCCCAUUGAUUAUAAGCCCAUAGCUCAUGCACACGUCUUGGCCCAUGCACGUAAUUGGCAGAUGAUGAUCUUAACCUAGCUCGUGUAGGUUAAAUAUGUGAGGGAGGCAGAGGUCGGCUGUACAUUGUGUUCGAAAACUCAUCUCAGUAAAAUCAGUAGCCUGAAGAGCUUUCAACGCUCUUCCGUGGAUUAGUCCUGGAUAUCCAGGGAUACCACGUAAAACUCUGUAUCUGUGUUUGUUCAUCUAUUUUGUACUGUUCGUGAUCUGUUUCUGUUUAGUUAACAUGGUAUCAGAGCUCACCGCGGCUGAAUCGGAGAGGCCGACUGUACGCCUCACUUCUACGAAUUAUUCUCUGUGGGAAUUCCAGUUCCGGGUGUUCGUUGAAGGUCAAGGACUGCUGGGUAUUUUGGAUGGGACAAUUCCACAACCGGUGGCAGCAACCGCCGCUCAAGAACGAGCUGCCUGGUCCCAGAAUGAUGCGCGGAUCAGGUCCUGGCUUUUAGGGUCGGUGGAUCCUUCUACAUGCCUCAGCCUAAGAUUAUUUCCCACCGCAAAUAGGAUGUGGCGACACCUUGCUGGGCUGUAUUCUUCUGUCAAUGCAGUGCGACAAUUCGAGGUUCAAACGGCGCUCUCUCGGCUGGAACAAGGAGAUUGCUCGGUCACCGAUUACUUCAAUGCUGCACAAGAGUUAUGGAUCGAGCAAGACAUGAUUCAAAUGGCGCUACGUCCUCAGUCAUUGACAAAAGAUUCCCUCGCUGAAAGGCAACAAGCUCGGAUUAUGCAAUUCCUUAUGAGACUAAGGCCCGAGUUUGAGAAUGUGAGAUCAUCCAUUCUGAAUCGUGAGGAGCUGCAGUUUGAUGGUGUAUUGAGCAGCUUGGUCCGUGAAGAGACAAGGCUGAGAACGCAAGCUCAGUUUGACUUGCGCCCUGGAGAAGGCAAAACAAUUGUCGCCGCGUCUGCUGGUUCUUCUCGCAAAUGGAGAUAAAAUGGACGUAAAAGGUGUUGGUCAAGUCCAUACUUCUAGUAUUUCUUUGCCUAAUACUUUGCAUGUUCCUGCAUUAGUGGCGAACUUAGUUUCUGUUGGUCAUAUUACUGAGCAGGGUUGUUCUGUUGUGUUUGCUCCUACUGGCUGUGUUAUACAGGACUUGAGGACGGGGAGACAGAUCGGAAGGGGGAGUAAACAGGGGAGGAUAUUUCAUUUAGAGGAGCUGCAAGACAAUAUUCCUUUUCAUACCUUGAGCUCUCAUCAGUGUGUGUCUAGGUCUGUCAAUAGUCCUCCUCUGUCUGUUAAACCUCAGUCAUUUGUUGGUUCAGCUUUUUCGAGUUUAGCAAAUAAAGUUUGGGAACUAUGGCAUGCCCGUCUGGGGCAUCCCCAUUCUAAUCGUCUUUCGGUUAUGUUUAAACAAUCUCUCCUUGGCAAGAACCAUGUUGGCAUUUCAGCAAAUCAUUCUUGUACUAGUUGUGUUGAAGCAAAAACAUCUAGUACAUCAUUUCCUUCUAGUACUACUGUUAUAACCGAGCCUUUCCACAUUAUUCACACAGAUCUGUGGGGACCUUCCCCAACUAUUUCUCAGCUUGGUUAUAAAUAUUUUGCUCUCUUCAUUGAUCAUGCCACUCGAUACACCUGGAUAUACUUUCUUCGUCUGAAAUCCGAACUCCGUUCUGUGGCCAUUGAUUUUCUUAACAUGAUUCAAACCCAAUUUGGAAAAACUGUCAAAAUCAUUCGAUCUGAUCCAGGAGGUGAAUUCAAUUAUAUUCCCUUGCAUGAGGUCUAUCGUUCUUGAGGCAUAUUAAGUCAGAUGUCUUGUCCCGGUGUCUCCCAACAAAACGGUAUAGUUGAA
This is a messenger RNA of Linum trigynum, 3688 nucleotides long. The record is from the annotation of a GenBank genome assembly. Lineage: Eukaryota; Viridiplantae; Streptophyta; Magnoliopsida; Malpighiales; Linaceae.